CUCCCUCCCGCCCUCUCUGCGUGUGUGUGACUGAGAGAGUGUGAGUGUUAGUUGCAGACUCGCAGGCACGACUUUUCCCUUUUACGUGCAGCCACCCUCACCCACCAGUGGGAAGGAAAAGACGGGAAACUCCGGCGGGGGGGGAUAAGCAAGCAGGCAGAUUUGCAGUUUCUUCUCGACAAUCCCGGCAGGCAGGCAGGAAGGAAGGAAGGAAGGAAGGCAGGAUGAUCGCGGCUCAGCUCUUGGCCUACUACUUCACAGAGUUAAAGGAUGAUCAACUCAAAAAGAUCGACAAGUACCUCUACUCCAUGCGGUUGUCUGAUGAGACGCUCAAGGACAUCAUGAACCGCUUCCGCCGGGAGAUGGAGGACGGCCUCGGCCACGGCACCAACCCCACCGCCACCGUCAAGAUGCUGCCCACCUUUGUCAGGUCCAUCCCUGACGGAUCAGAAAAGGGGGAUUUCAUCGCUCUGGACCUCGGGGGAUCAAACUUUCGGAUCCUGCGAGUCAAGGUGACCCAGGAUAAAAAACAACCGGUCCAAAUGGAGAGCCAGGUCUACGAGACCCCCGACGACAUCAUUCACGGGAGUGGGACUCAGCUCUUUGACCACGUGGCAGAUUGCCUCGGCGACUUCAUGGAGAAACAAAAGAUUAAGGACAAAAAGCUUCCCGUCGGAUUCACCUUCUCAUUUCCCUGCGCCCAAACCAAACUGGAUGAGGCCGUCUUAGUGACAUGGACAAAGAAGUUUAAGGCCAGCGGUGUGGAAGGCAUGGACGUUGUAAAACUUCUUAACAAGGCCAUCAAGAAACGGGGGGACUAUGAGGCCGACAUCAUGGCGGUGGUGAACGACACAGUGGGAACCAUGAUGACGUGCGGCUUUGACGAUCAACGCUGUGAAGUGGGCAUCAUUAUUGGAACCGGAACCAAUGCCUGCUACAUGGAGGAAAUGCGUCACAUCGACCAGGUGGAGGGCGAUGAAGGUCGAAUGUGCAUCAACACGGAGUGGGGAGCCUUUGGGGACGACGGCUCCUUGGAGGACCUCCGUACGGAGUUUGACCGUGAGAUCGACAGGGGGUCCAUCAACCCAGGAAAGCAGCUUUUUGAGAAGAUGGCCAGUGGCAUGUAUAUGGGGGAACUGGUGCGACUCAUUCUGGUCAAGAUGGCCAAAGAGGGUUUGCUGUUUGAAGGACGCAUAACCCCUGAGCUCCUGACAAAGGGGAAGAUUGAGACCAAGCAUGUUUCUGCCAUUGAAAAGACUAAAGAAGGGCUGAAGAAGUGCAUGGAAAUCCUAACAAGGCUGGGGGUGGAGCCCUCUGAUGAAGACUGCCUGGCCGUGCAGCACGUGUGCACCAUUGUGUCGUUCCGCUCGGCCAAUCUGAUCGCCGCCACCCUGGGCGGCAUACUCUCUCGCCUGAAAGAGAACAAGGGGGUGGCUCGCCUUCGCACCACCGUGGGCAUCGACGGCUCUCUCUACAAGAUGCACCCUCAGUACGCCCGCCGUCUGCACAAGAUGGUACGUCGCUUGGUGCCAGAUUCGGAUGUCCGCUUCCUGCUGUCAGAGAGCGGGAGUGCCAAGGGCGCCGCCAUGGUGACCGCGGUGGCGUACCGCCUGACGGAGCAGGCGCGGCAGAUCCAGCAGACCUUGGCCGAGUUCCGACUGAGCAAAGCCCAACUGCUGGAAGUGAAGAAGCGCAUGCGAGUGGAGAUCGAAAGGGGCCUCAAGAAGGACACUCACCAGGAGGCCACGGUCAAAAUGUUGCCCACAUACGUCCGAAGUACACCGGAUGGAACAGAGAAUGGAGACUUUCUCGCCCUGGACCUCGGAGGGACAAACUUCCGUGUGCUUCUAGUAAAGAUUCGCAGUGGGAAGAGGCGGUCUGUGGAGAUGCACAACAAAAUUUAUGCCAUUCCCAUAGAGGUUAUGCAGGGCACAGGAGAGGAGCUCUUUGACCACAUUGUGCACUGCAUCUCGGACUUCCUGGACUACAUGGGAAUGAAGAGCGCUCGUUUGCCUCUGGGUUUCACCUUUUCCUUCCCUUGCCAUCAAACCAGCCUGGAUGCAGGAAUACUUGUGACCUGGACCAAAGGCUUCAAAGCCACUGACUGCGAGGGUGAAGAUGUGGUGGAGCUUCUGAGGGAGGCAAUCAAGAGGAAAGAGGAGUUUGAGCUGGAUGUAGUCGCAAUCGUCAAUGACACAGUGGGCACCAUGAUGACAUGCGCAUAUGAGGAACCUACCUGCGAAGUGGGUCUGAUUGCAGGGACGGGCAGCAAUGCCUGUUACAUGGAGGAGAUGAGGAACAUUGAGAUCGUGGAGGGGAAUGAAGGUCGAAUGUGUGUCAACAUGGAGUGGGGGGCGUUUGGAGACAAUGGCUGCCUCGAUGACAUCAGGACCCAGUACGACCAGGCGGUGGACGAGAACUCGCUCAACGAAGGCAAACAAAGAUACGAGAAGAUGUGCAGCGGCAUGUACCUGGGAGAGAUUGUCAGGCAGAUCCUGAUUGAUCUCACCAAACGUGGAUUCCUUUUCCGGGGACAAAUCUCUGAAACGCUAAAGACUAGAGGCAUCUUUGAGACGAAGUUCCUGUCUCAGAUCGAGAGCGAUCGUCUGGCUCUGCUGCAGGUCAGGGCCAUCCUGCAGCAGCUGGGGCUGGACAGCACCUGUGAUGACAGUAUCAUCGUGAAGGAGGUGUGCGGCACCGUGUCUCGCCGCGCUGCCCAGAUUUGUGGGGCCGGCAUGGCAGCGGUGGUGGACAAGAUCCGCGAGAACCGGACACAGGACCAUCUAGACGUGACCGUGGGCGUGGACGGAACCCUCUACAAGCUGCACCCACAUUUCUCACGGAUCUUCCAGCAAACGGUGAAGGAGCUCUCCCCUAAAUGCGACGUCAACUUCCUGCUGUCAGAGGACGGCAGCGGGAAGGGGGCUGCCCUCAUCACGGCGGUGGGCUGCCGUCAGAGAGAGCAAGAAGCUCAGCAGCACUGAGGUCCUCCUGGAAAGUACGAAAGAAACCACCCGCUGCUCCAUUGCCACCAUUCACCCCGCCUACCCCCCGACAGCCGUGACUCUGGCUCUGGGGUCCAAACACCCACCACCAGACCACCGCCCCGCAGCCAGGGCAGAGCACAACAAGCACCCCAAGCUCUGCAUAUUUAUUUUUCUGCACCAGCAGCUUUCUUGUGUUUGAACAUUCUCUUUGGUAGUUCGUCAUCGUCUAAACUCCGUAGGUGUGUAAUAUUUGUGUAUUGCUAAUUUUAUUUUUAUAUGGAGGCAAAUAUAUGACUAUUUAUAUAGCUGAGGCCACUUUUGGAUCCGGUAGGAUUUUACACCAGAGAGACAAGAAAAUGCCUGCACUUUUUAUACACACGCACACACACACACGCACACGAGCCUAACGGGCCACGGCGUUCCCAAUGUACCUUUCGAAACGCCGGGCAACAAGUGCUUGCCGCCGAGUCACGGCUGCUCCAUUCCUCCCCAUCACAUCACGUGCUAUGCUACUCACCAGAGAUUGGGGACUCGAGUCAUUGCGACUUGGACUCGAGUCACUGUUUUCAUGACUUGUGACUUGAGAAAAACAAAAAGACUUGAGACUCGACUUGGACUAGGGAGUUAAAGACUCAGGAGUUGCCUUGGCUUGAGACAUGCUGUGUUGGGAUUUCCCUACUCCCUGAUUUUGAAAUAGUGGAAUAUAUAGUUCACUAAAAAGUCCACUAAAACCCCCCAAAUAGUGGGUAGGGAGUAGGGAAUGCAUGAAUGAUUACUCCCUAAUCACGAUAUAGGGAUUUUUCUACAGUUCACGCAAAUAAAACAUUCUUUUGGAAAACGGUUCUUACACCAUCAAUUACGUCAUUGCUGUUGCAUAAAUACAAUGUAUAAUAUCACUUUCUGUAAUAAAUAAAGAACAAAUAAGUUAUAAUUACAUUGCUUUAAGAUGAGUAUACUUUACAAAUUAAUACAAACGAAGCACUUUAUGCCAUCCGUACUUUUAUUAAAGACAUUUUCGUGCCACAACUUUUUUCUCAUAUUGGCACAAUGCAUCGCGAGAUAUAUUGCUUUUCUAGUGACCAUCGGUUGUUCUUGUGUUUGAGCCAUGACAAUUUCCAAAGACGUCCACUUGUAUGCCUUUCUGUGGCUCUUCCAGUCUCUCUGUUUCAACCUGGUGAUGACACUCUGUGACUCGAAGCUCAGUGGCCAAAGACGCCUCGUACUGUUGAUCAUUUAUUAGGCGUUAUCUUGGUCUCAUGAUGUCAAAAGGUCAACAGCAUGAUGAAGAGGACUGUUUAAAGACCGAUUCUAAGUGAACCGUGAAGUUAAUUUGUUCAUUCGUAGAUCAAACACCUCUUGUGAAUUUUCCCAUCCAGCUCCUUGUUUCAGAACAGCGAGUUGUGCAACAAGUACUGAAACAUUGACAAGCUGGACAUGUUCAUGCAAAGGUUUUCAGAAGGUCAGGUUACAUGAUGAAGCAUUUUAGGUUCAUUCGGAAAUUUCCCCCAAAGCCAAAUACUGCAUCCCUACCUUUUUGAGUCCCUGCGACUUGACCUGAGAAUAACCUGUGACUUGACUGUGACUUGAAGGUUAAGACUUGAGACUGGCACAUGUGUGACUUAAUCCCGACUCUGCUCCUGACCGCAGGUUUGAUCCGUAUCGGUCACAUGUCCAAGUAGCAAGCGGAAAAUGUUAGCCUUAGAUUAGAACAUAUUUGUGAACUAACUACGCUUUGUUGUCGUGAUGAAUCGCGCAUCAACUCUGACCGGGAGAGGUGGAGUACUACUACUGCUGCGAGCGCUUUAUUGUGUAUUUUGUGUCAAGAGUGUGUACGUGUGUGUCAGACCUGUACGCUUUCAAUGUCUAAAGCUGUGUGGAGACUGCAUGCCUUACACGCAGACAAAAGAGGGACAUAUGAGACAUGAUGCAUUUUGUUUCAUUUGGAAGAAGAACACAGUGAAGUCAGUUCACGAUUAAAUUCUAUUUUGUUGUGGAACAAA
Molecule: messenger RNA, 4987 nt
Organism: Phyllopteryx taeniolatus (common seadragon)
Lineage: Eukaryota; Metazoa; Chordata; Actinopteri; Syngnathiformes; Syngnathidae
Product: hexokinase-1-like
Exons: 18
Coding region: 225-2984 (919 amino acids)
Biological process (GO): intracellular glucose homeostasis; glucose 6-phosphate metabolic process; glycolytic process
Cellular component (GO): cytosol; mitochondrion
Molecular function (GO): ATP binding; glucokinase activity; mannokinase activity
Source: RefSeq, a predicted model, not a curated record